CCCCCAUGGACAUGCUCGACCCCGGCCUGGAUUCGGCCUCUGGCUCUGCUGCCCCCAGCCAUGAGAAGAGCCAAGAGCCUGAAGAGAGCACGGAGCUGCAGGAGGGGGAGGGGCCCUCGGGGGAGGAGGCAGCCGUGGCCAUUGCCAGUGUCCCAGGUCCCUAUGGGGAGCAGGGACUCCAGUACCAGUUCCGCAGCGAGAGCAAUGGGGGGCAGGUCACGUACCGGGUGGUGCAGGUGACGGAGCCGCUCGAGGGCCCUGAGGGAGCUGCUGUCAGUGUCGUCUCCAGCUUCGCGGGGGGCACCCAGGCUGUGCUCCAGACCCCCUUCAGUAACGGGGGCAGUCCCGGCGCUGAGGGGGGGGCGGAGCCAAGGUUCGCCUGGGGGGGGGAGGGGACAGUGUCGGUGCAGGCGGAGCCCGGAUUGACCCCGGCUGGAGGUCAGUUCUAUGUGAUGAUGACCCCCCAGGACGUGCUGCCCCCUCCCCCAUCGCAGCGUAUGGGGCCCCAUGGACACCCCUAUUCCCCGAAGCUGGAGGGACCCCGAGUGCCUCGGGAUGAGCGGCGCCGAGCGCAGCACAAUGAGGUGGAGCGCCGGCGCCGGGACAAGAUCAACAACUGGAUCGUGCAGCUCUCCAAGAUCAUCCCUGACUGCGGCACCGACAACAGCAAGAGCGGCGCGAGCAAAGGGGGGAUCCUAUCCAAGGCCUGUGACUACGUCCGGGAGCUGCGUCAGAGCAACCAACGGCUGCAGGAGACCCUAAAGGAGGCCGAGCGCCUCCAUAUGGACAACGACCUCCUCCGGCAUCAGAUGGAGGAGCUCAAGAGCGAGAACGCUGUCCUCCGAGCUCAGCUCCAGCAACGGGGCCUGGAUGGGACCCCCGAGGGGAACCCCCAAUGACGUCACAAGGGGGUGUCCCCCCCCCACGUGACCCCUAUGGGGACACCCCCUUCUUCAAUGGGGUCUGUGUCCUCCCCUCCCCCCCCCCAUAGACACACAAU
Melopsittacus undulatus (budgerigar) is the source of this 1000-nucleotide messenger RNA. RefSeq names its product upstream transcription factor 2, c-fos interacting (gene USF2). Bases 6 to 899 code for a protein of 297 amino acids. Gene Ontology annotation, biological process: regulation of transcription by RNA polymerase II. The record is from RefSeq and is a predicted model, not a curated record. Gene Ontology annotation, molecular function: protein dimerization activity; RNA polymerase II cis-regulatory region sequence-specific DNA binding; DNA-binding transcription factor activity, RNA polymerase II-specific. NCBI's taxonomy places the organism in Eukaryota, Metazoa, Chordata, Aves, Psittaciformes, Psittaculidae. The transcript has 10 exons.